Molecule: messenger RNA, 961 nt
Organism: Orbicella faveolata
Lineage: Eukaryota; Metazoa; Cnidaria; Anthozoa; Scleractinia; Merulinidae
Source: RefSeq, a predicted model, not a curated record
AUUAAGCAAAUCCACAGAUUACUUAAACAGUCUUAAGGAAACUCUUUUACUGAAGAAAAUUUAUCACUGUUCAAAGAGGAGUGAGCAUUGAAAGAAUUCUCGUACCGCACAGCAAAUCAUGGAUCAAAGGCUAAUUUUUGCGGCUAUGAUGCUCUUCAUAGUCCCUUUCACCGCAGCAUUGGAUCCCUGGGUCAAAGCGAAUACCCUUCCCGUGUGUUUUGGCGCGAGGAGUAACCAGUAUGACAGUUUCAACGUCCCUUACGGUGGCAAGAUAGCUGCAGUAAAAUUGAUCUAUCUAAGCGGUUACGUGACCUGCUCUGGCCAAAUUUCUCACUGGUCUUUCUGGGGCUGUGGUAACCAUCCUUCAUUAAAAAAACACGUCAGUCUUGCCAUCACAACAUCAAGCAAUGCUCUCCUUAUGCCGCCAAACGAGUUUUUCACGUUAUCUGGUGGUGCUGGAAGGUGGUCCGAGUUACCCGGAUAUAACUCGUUGUCCCCUGAGAUCAUCCUGCCGCGUUUUUAUCCUUACUCGGUGAGCUCGGGCCAAGAGUUGCGGCUGUGGUAUGGUGAAGAUUUGGUGAACUGGUAUGAAGGCGACAAUAAAGGAUUGGUCUGCUGUAAUGUAUAUGUUCUGUAUGUCUGAUGACAGUCCUGGCAAGUUUCAGUUUCAAGUUUCAGGCAGAUUUUCCGAGAUGAUUAAUUUUUUUUUCGCAUUCUAGCUGCAGAAAUUAAGGGUUCCAUUAAUUCUAGUAACAUUGAGUAUUCGAGAUUUUUGCUUUACGUUGUUGAAAAGAGGAAAAGGAAAAACGGAGAUACGAAAUGUAGUAAGCUGUGUAACAACUGUGUUUGAACUGUGAUUAAAUGAAUAUAAUUGUAUACCAUAGAGCACAUAAAAGUGGGUUUUGCUUUAAUUUAGCAGCUAGAAAUAAAAAAGAAGGCAUUAAAUAAAAGUGUUGUUUGU